Molecule: messenger RNA, 2951 nt
Organism: Mandrillus leucophaeus (drill)
Lineage: Eukaryota; Metazoa; Chordata; Mammalia; Primates; Cercopithecidae
Gene: CNGB3
Product: cyclic nucleotide gated channel beta 3
Exons: 9
Coding region: 1-1332 (443 amino acids)
Biological process (GO): monoatomic cation transmembrane transport
Cellular component (GO): plasma membrane; photoreceptor outer segment; intracellular cyclic nucleotide activated cation channel complex
Molecular function (GO): intracellularly cGMP-activated cation channel activity; protein-containing complex binding; cGMP binding
Source: RefSeq, a predicted model, not a curated record
AUGACAGCGGAGAGUUCAGAAGGCGAUUCAACAGAUGUGUUCACAGAUACAGUCUUCCUACAUUCUCAUUUCAGUAAGUCUAGGUAUCUGAGAUGUUAUUAUUGGGCAGUUCGAACUUUAAUUACCAUUGGUGGCCUUCCAGAACCACAAACUUUAUUUGAAAUUGUUUUUCAACUCUUGAAUUUUUUUUCUGGGGUUUUUGUGUUCAGCAGUUUAAUUGGUCAGAUGAGAGAUGUGAUUGGGGCAGCUACAGCCAAUCAGAACUACUUCCGCGCCUGCAUGGAUGAUACCAUUGCCUACAUGAACAAUUACUCCAUUCCUAAACUUGUGCAAAAGCGAGUGCGGACUUGGUAUGAAUAUACAUGGGACUCUCAGCGAAUGCUAGAUGAGUCCGAUUUGCUUAAGACCCUGCCAACUACGGUCCAGUUAGCCCUCGCCAUUGAUGUGAACUUCAGCAUCAUCAGCAAAGUCGACUUGUUCAAGGGUUGUGAUACACAGAUGAUUUAUGACAUGUUGCUAAGAUUGAAAUCCAUUCUCUAUUUGCCUGGUGACUUUGUCUGCAAAAAGGGAGAAAUUGGCAAGGAAAUGUAUAUCAUCAAGCAUGGAGAAGUCCAAGUUCUCGGAGGCCCUGAUGGUACUAAAGUUCUGGUUACUCUGAAAGCUGGGUCAGUGUUUGGAGAAAUCAGCCUUCUGGCAGCAGGAGGAGGAAACCGUCGAACUGCCAAUGUGGUGGCCCAUGGGUUUGCCAAUCUUUUAACUCUAGACAAAAAGACCCUUCAAGAAAUUCUAGUGCAUUAUCCAGAUUCUGAAAGGAUCCUCAUGAAGAAAGCCAGAGUGCUUUUAAAGCAGAAGGCUAAGACCGCAGAAGCAACCCCUCCAAGAAAAGAUCUUGCCUUCCUCUUCCCACCAAAAGAAGAGACACCCAAACUGUUUAAAACUCUCCUAGGAGGCAAAGGAAAAGCGAGUCUUGCAAGACUACUCAAAUUGAAACGAGAACAAGCAGCUCAGGAAAAAGAAAAUUCUGAAGGAGGAGAGGAAGAAGGAAAAGAAAAUGAAGGUAAACAAAAAGAAAACGAAGAUAAAGGAAAAGAAAAUGAAGAUAAACAAAAAGAAAAUGAAGAUAAAGAUAAAGGAAGAGAGCCAGAAGAGAAGCCACUGGACAGACCUGAAUGUACAGCAAGUCCUAUUGCAGUGGAGGAAGAGCCCCAGUCAGUUAGGACAGUUUUCCCCAGAGGAACUUCCCGUCAAUCACUCAUCAUCAGCAUGGCUCCUUCUGCUGAGGGUGGAGAAGAGGUUCUUACUAUUGAAGUCAAAGAAAAGGCUAAGCAAUAAAUGUUUGAUUAUCUUUAGAUGUGAUAUAGCUAGUUCCCAAAGAGAUUGUACCUAGGAUUGUAACUUAAAUUAAUGAGAGGAAAUGACCUGCUGGGACCCUUGAGAAAUGAAAGGCAAAUCCCUAGCUUAGUUUCUAGGACUUAUCUGAGAGUGUGAUUUCAUGCAGUGGUAAUAAGAAGAUUAUUAAAAGCCAUCCCUAUUCUCUGUUUUCAUUAACUUUAUGCAAUUGCUAUAUCUUCUAAUUGUAUGUAGUAAGUUUCCUUUUCCUUUGGUUCUUUCCCGAUAAUGUUUCUUCCUCCCAGUUUUAUUAGCUUGCUCUUGGCUGUGAUGUGAUUCACUAACCUUUUCUCUUAAUUUUUAUUGUGUUUAAUUUCUUGUAUGGCACUCUUAAGCCUGGCUAAUUGUUCUAGGUUUAUAAAUUUCACCUCUUACAUGUAAGGGAUAUAAGCCUUUAAUGUAAUAGGUCAAAAAUCAGAUUAUUUUCAUUCAAAUGAGGUUGAUGAGUCACUGUAAUAUCAAAAAAUCCCCAGCAGCUGGGACUGAAGGGAAGCAGAGAUCAUGAAGCCUUCUGAAUGAGAAGUCUAAUUUUUGGAACAGUCCCCUGAAGAGCAACGUUGGUUGGCAGAAUCAGCAAACUGGCAAAAAUCACAUUGCAGGAACAUAUUGGAAAAAUUGUACCCUUUGCUAAAGAAAUAAACUUCAAUAUUUUCUCUUCUAACCAACUUAAAAGACACCAAGCUACCUAACUCAUCUGGCUCAAGGGACUUGGACUGGAGGAUACAGGCUAAAGUGACACUUAUCAGAAUCUUCCUCAAGCACUUGCUGGAAAAGAAAUCAGAUUGUAACUUCUUGUUGUUUAAAAUUAAGCUUUAGUAAAACAAAGAGAUGCAGUUAGGAAGGCAGACUCUACACGUCAGAUUGACAUAUCCCCACAAUUUCCGGAACCUACAUGUAUAGCUAUUUACAAAAUCUCCAAGUUAAUUGAGUGCACUUUAGGAAGUUGUCCUCAUGAAUUAGCUAGCAUUAGCAUAAUUACCAAAGUUGCAUGCUGUGAGGAGGCUACAAAGGCCAGGCUGAUGUCGGAAGUAAUAAUACAUAUAGAAUUCCAUUCUAAUAAAUGCCAUUAGUGUAUAACAUCAAGUUCUGUGUAAUGAGGCUAUUUCCAAGUCCCCAAAGAUGGUCAUUGUAACAGCACUUUGCUGAGAGGGUUUUAACAAAUCAUAUUAGCCAAAAAGCCUACAACAUAGAUGCAUUUAACAAACCAUGUACAAAUCAAUCACUAUAAUAAACUGUCAUUUGAUAGAGUCACCAUUUUUGAAUGUAGUGUUUGAACAUCACAAAAUAUAACAAGUUUUACUAAAGAAUGGUUGAUUUUUUUCAGGAUUUAAGGGAAUACAGACAAAUUGUUAAAUAACAUUUAUUUGAUAAAUGGGAGUUUGUAUGCAGAAAGAGUGAUUGUGUACAAAAAGGGUGUUUUCAAAACCCAGAAAGAAAGGGUAGAAUAGGGCUGAAGAGUCUGAUAAUAGGAAAAGAAAAGGACAAAAGUCCUCAACUUGUGAGCAAUAUGCUUUCCCCUUAAACCCUGUAAUUUAUUCAAAUGAUAUUAAAAUAUAACACCA